AUGCUGGCGGCGUUCCGCGGCACGCCGCCGCCGUCCAGCGGCACCACGGCCGUCAGCGGCACCUUCACCAUCGUCGGCACGUACUGCGUGCCCGGCGACAACUCCAAGGACACGCUGCAGGUCCUGGUGCACGGCAUCACGUACGGCCGCGACUACUGGGCGGGGCUGGGCUUCAGCGACGGUCUCAACUGGAAUGUAGCCGCCAACGCCGCCGGCUACGCCACGCUGGCCAUCGACCGCCUCGGCCACGGCGAUAACCCGCAGCGGCCCGACCCGCUGACCGUCGUGCAGCCCGAGAUGAACGUGCAGAUUCUCAACGCGCUGCUGACCGCCGUGCGCAGCAGCAGCAGCCCCACCAACGCCCUCGGCCACGGCUACUCCAAGGUCGUCUACGUCGGGCACUCGUACGGCUCGUUCCUGGGGUCGACCAUCGCGGGCCGGUUCCCCGAGGCGGCCGACGCCAUGGUGUUGACGGGCUUCGCGACGACGCGCAACUUCUCCGACGUGCUGACAGCCGACUGGACGGCCGCCGCGAACCACGCGCCCGCCGACGCGGACUUGCCGUUCGGCUACCUCACCCUCGGCGACGAGGCUGGCCGCACCGCCGUCUUCUACGGCGGCGCCUUCGACGCCGACUUGCCGCCGCUCGACUUCAACAUUGAGGACACCAUCACUGACGGGGAGGCCGCUGCGCUGACCAUUCUGCUAGACCCCGCGCCGGGGUUUACAAGCCCGCUGUUUAUUGCGACUGGUGUGCUGGACGUCUUUUUUUGCAAUGAUGGCGGCGUCCGGGCCUGCGAGGCCAACCUCGCCCAGUCGCGCCCGGAUUUCUUUCCCAAUGUGCCAGAGGCCAAGUUUAGCUUCUUCGCGCCGGAUAAUACCGGGCACGACAUCUCGCUGCACGACUCGGCGCCGCAGACGUUUGCGGCCGUGUUCGAUUUCCUGGAUGCCCAGCUGUGA
Molecule: messenger RNA, 960 nt
Organism: Lasiosphaeria miniovina
Lineage: Eukaryota; Fungi; Ascomycota; Sordariomycetes; Sordariales; Lasiosphaeriaceae
Product: Alpha/Beta hydrolase protein
Exons: 1
Coding region: 1-960 (319 amino acids)
Source: RefSeq, a predicted model, not a curated record